This is a messenger RNA of Pelobates cultripes (western spadefoot toad), 4984 nucleotides long. The record is from the annotation of a GenBank genome assembly. NCBI's taxonomy places the organism in Eukaryota, Metazoa, Chordata, Amphibia, Anura, Pelobatidae.
AUGCACCCUCCUCUAGAACUGGGAACUGUGAAUCUCACUGAUGGAGAUUAUACUUACUACCUGAACAUUAAUGAGUUCUGGACUGAAUUCCCGUACCUACAGAGUUAUCAGUGCUCACUCAAACUCACGCCACAUGGCCAGUUUGAGAAUAAGACCACUCAACCACUCUUAAUCAUGGCUAUAAAAUCCCACCCAGACUUCAGCACAAGACGAGCGAUACUGAGACAAACAUGGGCUGCAGAGAGGGAAGUCAGUGGGUACUGGGUGAAACCCAUCUUUCUUACAGCACAAGCUGACAAUCCCAGACAGAUGGAACUCAUGAAGUCAGAGAGUCGCAAGUUUGGAGACAUUCUACAGUGGAACUUCACUGAAAGUCAUCACAACCUGUCCCUAAAGGAACGCUGCUUCCUGGAAUGGCUUCACUAUCACAUCCCUUGGGUGGCAUUUUUAUUUAAAGGUCUGACAUUUUCAAAAUCUUAACUGUUAAGUAUAUAUAAAAUAUAAAAUAGGUAUUAAUCUAUUUUUUAUCUUAGAUAGCUAUCACUGACCCUGGAACAGUAAUCUCUGUGUGUGAGACACUCUCUAUCCCAUCAGAGGGGACGUCACUGACCCUUUAUAGGAAUCCCUGUGUGUGAGACGCUCUCUUAUCCCAUCAGAGGGGGCGUCACUGACCCUAUACCUUUUAGUAAUUCCUGUGUGUGAGACGUUCUCUUAUCCCAUCAGAGGGGGCGUCACUGACCCUAUAACUUAUAGGAAUCUCUGUGUGUGAGACGCUCUCUUAUCCCAUCAGAGGGGGCGUCACUGACCCUUUAACUUAUAGGAAUCUCUGUGUGUGAGAAGCUCUCUUAUCCCAUCAAAGGGGGCAUCACUGACCCUAUAACUUAUAGGAAUCCCUGUGUGUGAGACACUCUCUUAUCCCAUCAGAGGGGGCGUCACUGACUCUAUUACUUAUAGGAACCCCUGUGUUUUAGACGCUCUCUUAUCCCAUCACAGGAUAACUUAUAGGAAUCCCUGUGUGUGAGACGUUCUUAUCCCAUCAGAGGAUAUAAAGCUUCACUGCUCUGUUUGUCUUCAUUACUGUUGUAAAGUAUCAGGUUAAAUUAAUAUCUUGUAAUAUAUUUAUUAUUGGACAAACUGAAUUUUGGAAGACCAGCUUUCGGAAGAUCCACGUGCUCCUGGAGGAGCCUGCUUGCCAGCCUUUUACCUCAGGACUAUGGGCCCUGCAGAAAGAACUGCAAAAUACAUUUUAAAAGACUCCGUUCGUUUGGGUUCCCUGUGUUGUUUGGGAACCGAACAGAUCCACAAACUAAAGACCACCUGUGAAGAAACUACCCCUGUUAUUUGGGUACUUCCGAACACCGACCACCCCCCUGGCUCUUUUGCUUCAAAGACAACUGCCAAUUUAGUGCUCUCCCUGUUUGGCUGCAGUUCGUAUAGUCGAACGCCACAUGUAAGAGAAAAUGGUGGCCAUCUUGUUUGCGGUAGUUGGUCAUAGAGUGUCUGGAACCAAAAUCUUCCCGAGCACCGGUCAAACUUCAUGAACGCCUGCUUCCUUUCUCUGACCAGGCAGGAGAGCACUAUUCAAUAGAUUUGUUCCCACGAACUAGGGGAACAAACGCUACCUAUGAGCCAGGGGAACCGUUCGUGUAUUAUUUCAUUUUUUAUACUUGGCGAAAUAGACCGACGGCACAGCCCAAUCUCAUGGAACUAUUUCAUGUAACUUUUGAAACCCUGAACUGAUCUGGGUGAUUUUUGCAUAUGUUGGUCACCCAGAUCGGGGCUAUCAGGAAAUAUGUUUGGGGUACGUUUUAAGUUUUGCCAAUAUAUAUGUUUUUUAUGUUGUGAGAUAAUUGAGUUCAGUAAAUUGCUUGACUCAAUUAUCUCCCCAGUACAAGGGAAAAUGCCAUUACAGUAUGUAGGAGUGUCCUGGACCUGAGAGCCAAUAGAUUUACGGAAUGUCCCUUUUCAGCUCCAGUAGGCAAUGCCCCUGGAAUAUGUUAACCGAAACCCUGUGUAUUGUUCACUGCAUAAAAGCCAGGCAGUUAGCCUGAAUAAAGCAUUUCUGUUAUACCCUUCAUCUAGUUUUGACUGAUGUGUGGGGACCUGUCUACUUGGCUGGGAGAAUCUACUUGAGAGCUGUGAUUGGUCUGGAGAAGCGUUCGAACCAACACCCAAACUGCGAGCUAUAAUCACUCAGGCUCUAGCAGUUCGGGAGGAAACAGGCGAACGGGUACCUGUCAUACCAGCAUUCGUUACACCAGGGAGGGAACUUGUUAAACAUUAUUGAUACCCUGUAGCGAUACUGCCCGCAGUGUUCUAAGUGUUCAUCUGGGUGGCCACCGUGGUGGUGUCCAUCUUGUUCCCACGAACGCAGGCAGCUGUGUUUGGUAGUCAAGUGCAUGGAACUAAAAUCGGACACUCGAUCUCUCGAACACCGCUGAACUUCCAUCCCACCUGCGUUCGGUACUUUACAUCCUGGAAGAGUGCUGUUCAAUGGAAUCGUUUGUCUGAAUGAGGUGAACAAGCUCCCUGUUAUACUUCUGGAUUAUGUUUGGUAUUUAAUGCCAGCGUUACAGCUUGGUUGGGGUCUCGCUGUCCUCCACCCACCCUGAACCCAAGACCAGGAUCCAGCUUCCAGUGGGUAGACCUCUCACAAUCCAGAGAGUAAAGCAGGAUAGCUCUUACAAGAGGUAGUGUUGUAAUCCAAGGGAGUAUAGUGAAUAUAGCAAUCCCCAGAGUGAAUAUAGCUGUUCCCUCCACACAUGAGAUGAGGCUCUAUGUUGAGGGUGAAGAGGAACUGUUUUAUGGCAACCACAACUGGCCUUAUAUGCAGGUCCCCAUGCAAGGGGUUUACUAUAGCAUAUUCCAGGGGCAUUCCCCACUGGACCUGAGAGGGGGCUGUGACAAAGUACACACUGUAAUUACAUUGGCUCUCAGGUCAAGGACACUCCAACACAAAACAGGACAAUCCCUCCCCUGUCCCUGAGAGAUAAUUGAAUCAGGAAUCAGGAAUUGUACUAAACUCAAUUAUCUCCAGGCACAGAAAACAUAUAUUUUACAAUAACCCGAAAUAACCUAAAAGUACCCCCACAAAUAUAUCCAACAUAUCCAAAAAUCACCCAGAUGAUCGGUUCAGGGGUUUGGGAUUUCCAUGGAAGUCAUAGUUUGUCUGACCGCACAUGAGGCUCCUGCUCAAAAGAGUCCCAUGAAAUUAAGCUGUGCAGUCGGCCUCUUUUAGGAGUAUGAAAUACAAUAAAAGUUUGAAUGCAACCAGUUCAUAUGUACACUUAAACUGUGUCCCUUGUCCGGGAGUGCGUUCCCACUGAAUGCCGCUCUUCUCCAAUGAAUAUAACUGAACUUGAUUGGAGCUGGAAGAGCUGUUCGUGCCAUUAAGUGCCCGAUUAUAGUUCCAUACACUCGACUAAACACCGCUGUAUGCGUUCGCGGCUAAAGAUGGCCACCGCCAUGUGUUUGUUCAAACGAACAACAGCCACCCAGCCACCCAGCCAACCGCUCAGAAUGUUGAGGUAAUUGCGGUUACUAGGGAUGUGCAUGGGCAAAAAAUUCAGUUCGGCAUUCCAAAAUUCGGGACUUCGGCAAUUCGGUACUUCAUAAAUUCAGGAGUUCGCCAUUCGGGACUUAGGGUAAGUGUAGGGUUAGGAGUAGGGUUAGGGGUAGGGUUAGGAAUAGGGUUGGGUUAGAAGUAGGGUUAUGGUUAGGAGUAGGGUUAGGGUAGGGUUAGAAGUAGGAUUAGGGUCAGGAGUAGGGUAAGGGUUGGGUUAAGAGUAGGGUUGGGUUAGGAGUAGGGUUAGGGUUGGGUUUGGAGUAGGGUUAGGGUUGGGAGUAGGGUUAGGAGUAGGGUUGGGUUAGGAGUAGGGUUAGGAAUAGGGUUAGGGUUGGGUUAGGAGUAGGGUUGGGUUAGGAGUAGGGUUAGGGUUAGGGUUGGGCUAGGGGUAGGGUUAGAGUUAAGGUAGGGUUAGGAGUAGGGUUUGGGUUAGGGUUGGGUAAGGAGUAGGGUUAGAGUUAGGGUUAAGGUUGGGUUAGGAGUAGGGUUAAGGUAGGGUUAGGGUUAUACCCCCAGGAUUCAGUCUCAACUAAUGUCUUUGGGGGAAAGCUAUACUUGUUAUAAUCACUUGCUAUACAGCUAUACUCUCUUGGAGGAGAGGUCUUCCCACUGGGAGCUGGAUCCAGGGUGGGAAGGGAUGGCGAGACCCUAGCCAAGCUGCGGCGGCUAUGGGGACUAUAGUGCUUAUGGUGUCCGGUGCGGUGCUUAUGGUACUCGGCGACAGCUAGGAAGCGCGAUUGGCAGAGGCACCCAGCCGGGGUGCCAGGCGAUCCACCACACUAGAUGAAGGGAGAAUCUCUAGAAAGCUUGUUGUUCCAAAAUGAUGUUAGUCCCAAAACCGGUAUUACAAAAUACUAAUUUAAUCUCUUAUUUUACAUUUAUAUGACUGGACUAAUAAGAAAACCAUUUUGACUUGAUUUCUGCUAUUAUUUGUAUUUUCGGUGACUACUAACAGUCAUUUUCUCUUCUCUUUCAGGAGAUGAUGAUGAAUAUGUGAAUCCCUAUGCUGUGGUGAAGUACAUAAAGGAACAUGGCUCCUCCCCUGUCACAUUACACGGCUACCUGCGUCCUCAUUCAGCCGUUAUGCGUCACACCAAAUACCGCAUUUCAAAGGAUCUCUAUCCUUUCUAUUUAUAUCCUAACUUCCUCUCCGGUGGGGGCUUUCUGUUCCCAGGGACCACGGUGAAGAAGCUGUACAAUGCAUCCAAGAAAAUCCCUGUUUUCCCAUUAGACGAUGUGUAUUUUGGGUUCUUGACUUUAGCAGCAAAUCUAACCUUUCGCCACGAAGAACGGUUCCAUGUGUAUGGAUUGGCCUAUAACGUGUGCAAGUACAAGCAGGCUCUGUUGAUUUAUGGGAUUGGGCCAGAACGUAUGACAGAGAUAUACAAUGAGGUGCAGAAAGCACAGUGCAAGGACUGA